Messenger RNA from Hyaloscypha bicolor E, 972 nucleotides. RefSeq lists its product as uncharacterized. The transcript has a single exon. The record is from RefSeq and is a predicted model, not a curated record. Gene Ontology annotation, cellular component: nucleus. The annotation marks the transcript as partial. NCBI's taxonomy places the organism in Eukaryota, Fungi, Ascomycota, Leotiomycetes, Helotiales, Hyaloscyphaceae.
AUGGCUUCCGAUCCCAACCUCUACGGAAUCCGCAAGCCCAAAGCGCAAGUCAAAGAGCUCUCCUCCAGCACCUCGCUCGCCUUCUCCUCGACCCUCUCCUCCCUGCUCACAACAUCGAACCCCCCUUCGCGCACAACAGUAGGCCGACCGCGACCUUCGAAAACGAAAUCAGAUAUCUUCACUUCGCAUAAUAAGAAUGCGAAGAAGCGUGCAGCUCGAGACCUCGAGGAGGAUGAGGAUUCUAGGGGGUUGGUAGGGAGACAGGAUAUCGGCGUCGUGGACGAGAAUAUCCUGCACCGCUCGAAGCGGAAGAUGGAAGAGAAAGCCAAGAUCUACGCGCGUUUGAAGAAGGGCGAGGGAGUCGACGAAGAGAAUCUUGUAGACUUUGACCGAAAAUGGGCGGAGAAAGCGGCCAAGGGAGAAGCGGACGAGGAAUCGAGUGAUGUUGAGAGUGACGAUGGGCGAGGUGAGAUGGUGGAGUUUGAGGACGAGUAUGGACGCACGAUGAAGGGGAGUAGAGCAGAGGCGGAGAGGAUGGAGAGGAGAAAGAGGAAUAAAGUUGUGGGGCAAGAGGAGUUGGAUCGUAUGAGUGCGAGACCUGCGAUGCCGAGUAAGCUGAUUUAUGGGGAUACGGUGCAGAGUCUUGCGUUCCAGCCCAAGGAGGAGACGAUGGGCAAGAUGGAGGAGUUGGCGAAGAAGAGGGAUCGAAGUCUGACGCCGCCGGAGAUGAGGCAUUAUGAUGCGAGUGCGGAGAUUAGGAGUAAGGGGGUUGGGUUUUAUAGCUUCUCGAAGGAUGAGGGGAUGAGGGGGAGGGAGAUGGAGGCGCUUGAGAGAGAGAGGGUAGAGACUGAGAAGGUUAGGAUGGAGAAAGAGGAAAAGAAGGAAGCCAGGAGGAAGGAGAUUGAAGAGAGGAGGAGAGCUAUUGGCGAGAAGAGAGCGAUGAAGCAAGCAGCUAGUUUCUUGGAUGGACUA